UAUUGAAAACUGGAAGCCAUCUUGGAUUUUUAGCUUGAUAAUGUAUUUUUCCAACAAAAUACAUCCUGAGCAUCAUUUAUGCCAAAUUUGGUGCUUGUAUCAAAACGUGAAAGAUUCUUAAGGAAAAUUGUCUUAAUCUGCAUCAAUAAUUUAUGUCCAGUAAUUUAGUUCAGCUUGAGAAAUAAAGUUUAUUCAUGGUGAGCUGAGUUUCAUUCCACUUUGCUUGAUAUUUCUCUUUGAAAAAGAUGGCUGAAGUUCAUCGACCCGAGCUGUUUGAUUUCCACGGAGUGUCACUGACUCAGUACUUCACAGAGAACUGGGAGAACGUUCAAAACUUUCAGGCCAGACCGGAUGAUAUCCUCAUCGCCACAUAUCCUAAAGCAGGCACUACAUGGGUUUCCAACAUCCUUGAUUUGCUUUACUUUGGUCAGAGAGAGAAACCCAUCCCGAUUUAUGAGAGAGUACCUUUCAUGGAUGUUUUUCACCCAGAAAUCGGUGCAGGAACAGAUUGGGCGGACAAGCUGCCCACCUCCCCUCGACUCAUUAAAACUCAUCUUCCUGUCCAGCUCGUGCCAAAGUCAUUUUGGAACAAAAAUGCAGGGUAUGAUAUAGUCUACGUUGCCCGCAAUGCAAAAGACAAUGUUGUGUCUUUCUUCCACUUUGAUCGCAUGAACAUGGAUCAACCAGAACCUGGAGAUUGGAGCAGCUACCUUGAGAGAUUCAAGCAAGGAAAGGUAUUGUAUGGAUCCUGGUACGAUCAUGUGAGCAACUGGUGGAAGAAGAAACAGACUUAUUCAAAUUUGCACUACAUGUUCUUUGAAGACAUGGUUGAGGACACCGGACAAGAAAUAGACAAACUCUGCUCCUUUCUUGGUUUGACUCCUUCAGUAGAGGAAAAGACGAGAAUCGUAGGAGAAGUUCAUUUUGACAAAAUGAAGAACGACAAGAUGGCUAACUACUCAACAAUCUCUGUCUUUGAUUUCAAAAUUUCUCCCUUCAUGAGAAAAGGAAAAGUGGGUGACUGGAAGAAUCACUUCACUGUGGCUCAGAAUGAAGAGUUUGAUGAAGAUUACAAGACAAAGAUGAAGGAUCCCACUCUCCAAUUUCGUACUGAAAUUUGAAAAGAACCAGAAGUUUAGAUGUUCAAUGACUGACAGCAUGAGGCACUACAUGAAACACAAAUGAACACAUGAAAUCAAAAGACUUUUCAUGUGUUAUAAAUAAAGUUUCUGAUUUGACAGGAUAGAUUUACGUCACAUCUUGAUUGUGGGUGUGGAUGAUCUGUGAUCCAAUCCAGUCCCAGAAAGGAGGGCAUCUGACACAAACACCAGGCAAAUCCAUGAUGCAAGCUGCUGUGACGACUCCUGUAUCUUGUUUGUAUUGCUCUAUGAGCACUUCUGUUUUAUGGACUUCCUUUUGUCAAACAACACUUGGUCAC
Molecule: messenger RNA, 1438 nt
Organism: Salarias fasciatus (jewelled blenny)
Lineage: Eukaryota; Metazoa; Chordata; Actinopteri; Blenniiformes; Blenniidae
Product: cytosolic sulfotransferase 3-like
Exons: 7
Coding region: 246-1121 (291 amino acids)
Molecular function (GO): sulfotransferase activity
Source: RefSeq, a predicted model, not a curated record